Messenger RNA from Onychostoma macrolepis, 2915 nucleotides. RefSeq names its product 1-acylglycerol-3-phosphate O-acyltransferase ABHD5 (gene abhd5b). The record is from RefSeq and is a predicted model, not a curated record. Gene Ontology annotation, cellular component: lipid droplet. Bases 118 to 1215 code for a protein of 365 amino acids. Gene Ontology annotation, biological process: negative regulation of triglyceride storage; positive regulation of triglyceride catabolic process. Gene Ontology annotation, molecular function: catalytic activity. The transcript is spliced from 7 exons. NCBI's taxonomy places the organism in Eukaryota, Metazoa, Chordata, Actinopteri, Cypriniformes, Cyprinidae.
AGGUGCAUGUUUGGCCCUUAGGGAUCUUCUUUGACCGCUUCCCUAUUUGCAUUGCCUGUGUUUCAGUCCUCAUUCUCUCAAAAAUAAUAUGUCAGUGAUGACAAUACAUGAGGAACAAUGAGAACAGAUCAAGAGGAAUUUGUACUUCCACAAAGGAGGUCAUGGUGGAUCUCCAGUUGGCUGCCGUCCUGGUGUCCCACCUCGCUCUCCAAUCUUAUACAAGCAGAAAACAAAAUCCUGAAACCCAUCAAAAUGAAGUUUACUCAAGGAUAUGUUCCCAUAUCUAAUGGCAACUACAUAUGGACUCUUGGCUUUAAUGAAAGAGAAAGCUCACCUGACCUCUCAGCCUUUGGGGUUCAAUGCCAUCAGGUCCCGCUGGUGCUGCUACAUGGUUUUGGGUGUGGAGUGGGUCUCUGGGUAAAAAAUCUACCUGCCCUUGCACUGGAAGGACGGCCCGUGUUUGCAUUGGACAUGCUGGGUUUUGGACGCAGCAGUCGACCAACUUUCGCCAGGGAUGCCAAGGAUGCAGAGGAGCAGUUUGUACAAGCCCUGGAGGACUGGAGAAAAGCAGAAGGGUUGGAACAUAUGAUUCUUCUGGGCCAUGAUCUUGGAGGAUAUGUGUCUACUGCAUAUGCCCUGAAAUAUCCUCACAGAUUGAAGCACUUGGUGUUGGUGGAGCCAUGGGGUUUUGCAGCAAGACCAAAUAUUCAGGAGCAUUUUGUUCCCAUCUGGAUUAAAGUAUUCGGGGCAGCAAUGAAUCCAUUUAACCCUCUCGGUCUGCUUAGGUUGGCAGGCCCACUGGGGCCUUUGUUGCUACAGCUUUUGCGAUCAGAUUUUAAGCAGAAAUAUGCUUCUGUAUUAGCAGAUGACACAGUGGCUGAUUACAUAUACCAUGUGAACGCACAAACGGCCAGCGGUGAGACGGCGUUUAAAAACAUGACAAUCCCAUACGCAUGGCCUCAGCACCCCAUGAUAGAUCGUGUGGAGAUGAUCAGUCCCUCUCUUCCCAUGACCUUCAUCUACGGAUCACGUUCCAGCAUCGAUGGCCAAUCAGGAAAAGCCAUUCAAGAAAUGAGACCCAACUCACACACAGAAAUCAUAGUCAUUCAGGGUGCAGGUCACUACGUAUUCGCGGACCAAUCGGAGGACUUCAACCAAGCUGUGCUCAAGAUAUGCAAUAAUGUCAAGCACAUAAUCAAUGGGAAAGAUGAUUGAGAAAAAGAAAAAUACACAAAAAAUUGCAUGGUUGCGAGAGUAUAUGAGCCCAAGUUAUGUGUAUAGCCUAAGUCAGUGGUUCUCAAACCUGUCCUGGAGUACCCCCAGCCCUGCACAUUUUGUAUGUCUCUCUCAUCUAUCACACCUGAUUCAACUCAUCAGCUCACAAGUGGAGACUGCAAGACCUGAAGUGGGUGUGUCUGAUAUAGGGAGACAUACAAAAUGUGCAGUGCUGGGGGUGCUUCAUGGAGAGCUCUGAGAACCACUGGCCUAAGUGUAAAAUAAUGGUGUGUAAGAUGUGAAAUCAGAGACAGAGUAAGAGGAGAAAAUAUAAAGGGAAGAAAGAUGAAAACUCUCGAUCAUAUAGCUUUCUGAAAGCGUGCUUUGUAUGCUACAUAUGCGUAGACAAAUGCAACAUCUGUUAUAUAACAACAUCGUAAUUUAGUGUAUUUAGGAAACUUCUGAAUAUUUCAGUAUAUUACGCAAGCAAAAAUAAGAAUGAUGCAAAAAUAAAGGGCUUUGCUUUUAUAUGCUGACAGAAAACGCUCCCUCCCGGAUGAACGCAGUUUAGUGUGUGACCGCUGGGUGGCACUAGCUGGCAGAUGCAUGCUCACAGUUGCACGGGGGUGUGAUUUUUUUUUUUUUUUUUGAGUGAGAGGUUGGGUACGGACGAUUCCGUUGUUUUCGUAUGCUAAAGUGGUCAUUACUUUGUCAAUGGCAAGGAAUAUGUCUAAAAUGUAAUAUUAUAUAUUCAAAGUAUAACUGGCAGGCUGAAAACAUGUUUUAUUGGCAAUGUUGUUUUACUUGUCUUCACUGUGAAAUGAAUCUCUACAUGCAUCAAACGUGGCCUACAUCUGCACUUUGUUGUUUAUGAGGACGGGAGAGAGUGCAAAAUUCAGUCUGGUGUUUCAACGACGACUCAUCUGAACACCACUGAUUGGUCAUUGAAUUCAUAUGCUCAACAGAAUCGUGUGUGAUUGGCUAUAAUGCUCAUCACGCCAAAAAGAGAUAGGGUGGAUUAGUGUAAUGUGGGACACCUAAGCUUCAGUGCAUUUAUCUCUUCUUUUACAACAUUAAAGUGAGCAUGCUUGGUGUUGAAUUCAAGCAGGGGUGUCAAGUUAUUGAAAUCACUUGACUUUCUGAAAAUUAUGUCAAAAAUGUGGCAAUGAAAAUCAUCAAACAGGAAGCACCUCUUGUAUAAUUCUCUGAAAUGACAAGUGACGUAGGAUUUAGACAAAAUUAAUAUUAAGGAUAUAAAUCUGUUAUAAAUAAAACAAUUGUUCUAAAUUAUCAAAUUAUAUUUGUGAUGUAUUUGUACAUGAAAUUUUGCAAUAAUAUUGUUCAAAUGUGUUAAGAAUAUUUUCUAUUUGAAGCAAUCUUUGUCGUCCCACUUUAGAAAAUGAUGUUUUCAAAAGUGGGACAGCAUGUUUUGACUAAUGUGGGACAGUCAGAUAUACUAUGUUAUUCAAUUGAUAAAAUGUGCAUUAAGAAAGUUAAAUAUCAUACAUGUAUGUUUUGUUAAUUUUUGAGCGUAUAAUUUUCACAUGUUUGAGUUCCUGUUUGUCCAUAUUUGGUUUAGUUCCUGUUCAUAUUAUUAGUUAAUCACCUUCAGUCUGUUCACCUGUGUUAAUUGAUCAUCUUGUUUGCUCCUUUGAUUUGCCUGUGGAGCCUUCAAUAAGCCUUCAAUUUUUAGAGUUUCU